Messenger RNA from Peronospora farinosa, 735 nucleotides. Lineage: Eukaryota; Oomycota; Peronosporomycetes; Peronosporales; Peronosporaceae. The record is from the annotation of a GenBank genome assembly.
AUGGACUUUCAGAACCGCGUGGGCUCCAAGCCCGGGUCCGGCGGCGUGGCCUCCGAUUCCCAGAACAAUGUUGACCGCCGUGAGCGUCUGCGCAAGCUUGCGCUGGAGACAGUAGACCUGGCUAAGGACCCGUACUUUAUGAAGAACCACUUAGGCUCGUACGAGUGCAAAUUGUGUCUUACUUUGCACAACAAUGAAGGCAACUACUUGGCGCACACCCAGGGCAAGCGCCACCAGACCAACUUGGCUCGUCGAGCAGCGAAAGAGGCGGCGGAUGUGGCGCAUUCAACAGCUGCCACCAAUCUUCAAGCAGCCAGAGCGGCGGCAGCUGCCGCUGCUUCUCGACCGAGAGCGCUUAAGAUUGGACUGCCCGGAUACAAAGUGACUAAGCAACGGGAACCGGAUACAGGGGCUAGAAUCUUAUUGUUUCAAAUUGCAUACCCAGAGAUAGCCGAAAAAUUGCAGCCCCGCCACCGAUUCAUGUCGGCCUUUGAGCAAAAGGCAGAGACACCGGACAAACGCUGGCAGUAUCUUUUGUUCGCGUGCGAGCCGUACGAGACGGUAGCGUUUAAGAUUCCGAACGAUGAUGUGGAUAAAAGUGAGGGCAAGUUCUUCAGCAACUGGGACAAGGACGCAAAGACGUUUACGCUGCAAUUGACCUUCGCAGCGGGGGACGCGGUCAACAAGAACCAGCCGGCGCCACCCCCACCACGUCCACAACUGCGAUAUCUAUAG